This is a messenger RNA of Lontra canadensis (Northern American river otter), 725 nucleotides long. It is a transcript of the gene IZUMO2, whose product is annotated as IZUMO family member 2. NCBI's taxonomy places the organism in Eukaryota, Metazoa, Chordata, Mammalia, Carnivora, Mustelidae. The transcript is spliced from 7 exons. The record is from RefSeq and is a predicted model, not a curated record. The coding region runs from base 24 to 680 and encodes 218 amino acids.
UGUGACGUCACAAAGACCCUGCCAUGCCUCUGGCCUCGGCCCUCCUGCUGCUGUUGGGCCUGAGCGCCCACGGAGGCUGGGGCUGCCUGCAGUGUGACCGCUCAGUGCAGGAGGCCCUGAGACAGCUGCACUCCGCCCUCAUCCCCAAUCGCUUCCAUUUCCAGCAGCUGCUGGAGCGUGCCCAGGCCGUGAUCCUGGGCAUGGAGGGGCCUUUCUUCCGGGACUACGCUCUGAACGCGUUUGUGGGGAAAGUGGGGAUAGAUCACCUGGAUCAUGUGACGGCCUUUAUCAAGAACCAGACAAGCCACUUAAUGGUUAAUUCUCUAAGAGAUGGGCCUCUGCUGGAGGAGCUGGUGGCUGUCAGGGAGAGAGUGAUCAAGGAACUCAAGAAAGGUUUAAAAUCGUAUGAACAGAAAGCCUGCCAUCGCAAAAUUUGCCGCUUGCUAAGAGAAGAAGUCUUAGACUGUUUACAUUGCCAGAAGAUCAGUCCCAGGUGCAUUAAAAAAAAGUACUGUUUUGUUGACGCGCAGCCCCGAGUGGCUCUGCAGUACCAGAAGGAGGAGGAGAGCCUGCAGGAUAGAGGUGCCAUCAUUUCCAUUUUUCUCGCUCUUCUUUCCUUCGGGGUCAUCGUGGCUGCGGCUAUCACGUACAGGCAAAACCGAAAACUCCUGCUGCAGUAGGGCGGUGGUUUGGGGUCUGUAAGGGGAAAGGAAAAGAAGUUUAAU